AUGGCAACCAGCUUUCUGCUGCGGAGUUUCUGGGCCGCUCGUCCGGCGCUGCCGCCUUCCGGCCGCUGCCGCCACCCGGCGCCCGCAGGAACCCAGCGUCGCAGCUACGCCCGCGGCCCCUCUGAGAACGAGGAGAAGAUUAAUGCGUCUUUCAACACUAAACAGAGAAGCUUCUAUGUUCAGUCGAUGGUGAUCAACAUAGAGGCCGACAAGUGGCCAAGCUGCACUGCGCCCACCUGGCGAUCAAUCCAUGAUCACGUUAGCCACAUCCCUUUGCCAUCUCGGGAGAGGAGUUUGCUACUUCGUAAAUGGUAUGACUUAAUGAUGCAAAAUAAGGACGACCUUGCCAAGAUCAUAACAGCCGAGAGUGGAAAGCCACUGAAAGAGGCCCAGGGAGAAAUUCUGUAUUCUGCCGGAUUCCUGGAAUGGUUCUCAGAGGAAGCCCGUCGUAUUUAUGGAGACAUCAUCUACACCUCUGCCAAGGAUAAACGGGCGCUGGUCCUCAAGCAGCCCAUUGGUGUGGCCGCAAUCAUCACACCAUGGAAUUUUCCUAGUGCCAUGAUCACCCGGAAAGUGGGGGCCGCCCUGGCAGCUGGCUGCACUGUGGUGGUGAAACCUGCCGAAGACACGCCCUACUCUGCCCUGGCCUUGGCACAGCUUGCAAACCAGGCAGGAAUUCCUCCAGGGGUCUAUAAUGUCCUUCCCUGCUCUAGAAUCAAGGCCAAGGAAGUGGGAGAGGCGCUAUGCACCGAUCCGCUAGUGUCCAAGAUUUCCUUUACUGGCUCAACAACAACAGGAAAGAUCCUGCUGCACCAUGCAGCAAAUUCUGUGAAACGUGUCUCCAUGGAGCUGGGCGGCCUCGCCCCAUUCAUUGUCUUCGACAGUGCCAAUGUGGACCAGGCUGUCGCGGGAGCAAUGGCAUCUAAGUUUAGGAAUGCUGGGCAGACUUGUGUUUGCGCAAACAGAUUCUUGGUACAGCGAGGUAUCUAUGAUUCCUUUGUAAAGAAGUUUGCAGAGGCAAUGCAGAAAAGCCUGCGUGUGGGUAACGGAUUCGAGGAAGGAAUAACUCAGGGCCCAUUAAUUAAUGAAAAGGCAGUAGAAAAGGUAGAGAAGCAUGUGAAUGACGCGGUUGCCAAAGGAGCCACCGUUGUGACAGGCGGGAAGCGACACCAAAGCGGGGGAAAUUUCUUCGAGCCCACCUUGCUCAGCAAUGUCAGUAGGGACAUGCUCUGCAUCACUGAAGAGACCUUUGGGCCGCUGGCGCCAGUUCUCAAGUUUGACAAAGAAGAAGAGGCCGUUGCCAUUGCAAAUGCAGCUGAUGUUGGAUUAGCAGGGUACUUUUACUCUCAAGACCCAGCCCAGAUCUGGAGAGUGGCGGAGCAGCUGGAGGUGGGCAUGGUCGGUGUGAAUGACGGACUGAUCUCUUCAGUGGAGUGUCCCUUCGGUGGGGUGAAGCAGUCUGGCCUUGGGCGAGAAGGGUCCAAGUAUGGCAUUGACGAGUAUCUAGAGGUCAAAUAUGUGUGUUAUGGAGGCUUGUAGGGCUCUUCGCUUCUCCAAAAAAAUAAUAAAACCACCUAGAUCUGUAGGGACCUGCCAUCUGCUUUUUAAAAUAAACAAGUAAGUUAUCAGA
Molecule: messenger RNA, 1630 nt
Organism: Myodes glareolus (Bank vole)
Lineage: Eukaryota; Metazoa; Chordata; Mammalia; Rodentia; Cricetidae
Source: RefSeq, a predicted model, not a curated record